Messenger RNA from Paramacrobiotus metropolitanus, 5131 nucleotides. RefSeq names its product protein unc-13 homolog A-like. The record is from RefSeq and is a predicted model, not a curated record. Gene Ontology annotation, molecular function: syntaxin-1 binding; diacylglycerol binding; calmodulin binding. Lineage: Eukaryota; Metazoa; Tardigrada; Eutardigrada; Parachela; Macrobiotidae. Gene Ontology annotation, cellular component: synaptic vesicle membrane; plasma membrane; presynaptic active zone cytoplasmic component. Gene Ontology annotation, biological process: dense core granule priming; synaptic vesicle priming; presynaptic dense core vesicle exocytosis.
GAAAAUGAAGCCGCUGAACUGCAGAAAAAAUUAUCGGUGCUCAAUUCCAUUAUGGACCAAGAACUGGCUACUCUGCAUAAACAGCAACAGCACACGCAACGCCGGAGAGCAUCGUAUAACGUUAUGCAAAAUGGCGUGUCCGAGGAUUCGGAUUACACCAGCGAUGUCAACUACCCCGUGCAGCACCCCACCAUCGCCUACCCAGCACAAAUGCAGCACCAGUAUUCGCCUUCCGUUCGCCGGCAGGAUCGACCCCCUAUGCAGAAGCAACGCUCAACCCUUUCGCCUUAUUAUGCCUCCAUGGAUAAGUCCGAAGCCAGCUUCGAGCUGCCAACGGAAGAGGGAAGCUUCGAAGUUCCCUAUUCGCAGCAGUCGCAACAUCGCGACAUUCGGCCGCGUGACCCCUACGACGAACCGGAGCGCAUUCCGCGGAGCAACAGUAACGCUUCGGAGCCCCUGUAUUAUAACAGCCGCCCGUCGCGAGACAGGUUGGUCAGCUCAAGCAAUCGUCCGGCCAGGGAAAGUCCCAGUCAACCGCAUCUUUCUUCUGUCUCCAGACUCAGGGCGAACUAUGCGCGCAGCAGAAGCCCCUCGCCGGAUCCGGAACAUUACCGAUAUCAAAAUUCCGUCGAUUACAGUGAAUCGGCUUCCAAUCGGGAUUUCCGCACCGAUGUCUAUGGUGGAUCCGUUGAUUAUCCUCUUGAGAAUGGUGAUUUCGACAGGCACGACCAUCAUGAGCCUUCGGGUGACCGGUAUUACGACGAUUACAGCCCAGGAAUGGAAGGAUCGUUUCAGGACUACGAAGACGAUAAACAACUACCACACCGCUACGAUGAGCAUGAGCAAGGUCACCUCGAUGUUCUGGAAGAUCACCGUCAAGACACUGUCUCGACAGGCCCUUCGUACCAGAGCUCCGGUGGAGAAAGAUGACAAGAGACCAACAGCUCAGAGAAUGGACACUGUUGAAACAAAUUACUCUCAAGACCUGGAUGCAGUGGACCAAUGGAGUAAAGAGGGUAACCUCUCGGUUAGCCCUGGCCCCGAACAGCAGUAUUUGGAAGAGAUGGACCAUUUUGAUCAGAGCUUACCUGCUGAUAAUAGACAAGCUAUUCUUCCGGUACAAAGCAAACCUGCCGCACAAGAUAUUCCGGAAAACAAAAAAGUUCCGCCGCUAUCUCCACCGGCUAUGAUCGAAGAACAGCCAGUAAUUACCGUAUCAGAGGUCAUCCAAGACGCACCUCUGCCACCACGCAUUACCCGCGAACCUUCGCAAGAACAGAGGCUGGCCACAAAGCACAGGUGGCUCCUGGCUUAUAACAAAGUUUGUGCUGAGUUGAAUAAGAACAACUUCGGACCAAAUGACACCAGAAAGAUGAACGGAGGGCUUCUUCCGGAUUACAAUCCCUUUUACAGCGGCAUUGAUUCCAUGCCGGACAUUCGUCCGCGCCGGAAAUCAAUCCCGCUUGUCAGUGAGCUGACGAUGGCCGCGCAGAAGCGGAACGUUAAUUUGGGCCCGAUGGGUCCGGCUAACGACGAGGAACUCAAACAGCACGUUUACAAGAAGGCCCUACAAGCGCUGAUCUAUCCCAUAUCUUCCACCACUCCGCACAGUUUCCAUCCCUGGACGGCCACAUCGCCGACGUACUGCUACGAAUGCGAGGGCCUGCUGUGGGGGUUGGCGCGGCAGGGUGUGCGGUGUUCCGAGUGCGGUGUGAAAUGUCACGAGAAGUGCAAGGAUUUGCUCAAUGCCGAUUGUCUGCAGCGUAUGUGCUCUCAAUCCGCAAUGGAACGAAAAGUUUUAUUUGUAAGAUUAUUGGUGGGAGUGCUUCCCAUCGGUGAUUCGCCACCGGAAGCUGGUAAACAUAAUUUUUCCCUUCGAAAUAGUGAAUGCCACAAUUCCUCGGAUCGCAUCAAAGUGCGGGUGUGGGAUGAAGAUAAUGAUCUCAAAUCUAAACUGCGUCAACGGCUCACACGGGAAUCGGAUGAUUUUCUUGGUCAAACUAUCAUUGAAGUGCGAACGUUAAGUGGCGAGAUGGAUGUAUGGUAUAACCUGGAAAAACGUACGGAUAAAUCAGCUGUGUCUGGAGCCAUCCGACUGCAUAUCAGCGUGGAGAUCAAAGGCGAAGAAAAGGUCGCGCCUUACCACGUCCAGUAUUCCUGUUUACACGAGAACAUCUUCAAUUACCUUUGUGAGCAGCAACCUGGUAACGAGCCCCGGCUGCCGACAGCUAAGGGCGAUGAAGCGUGGAAAGUUUAUUUUGACGAAGCAGCACAGGAAAUUGUUGAUGAGUUUGCGAUGCGAUACGGCAUUGAAUCGAUUUACCAGGCCAUGACUCACUUUCAGUGCCUUUCCUGGCGAUUUAACUGUCAAGGAGUCCCGGCUGUGAUGAGUACACUUUUAGCCAAUAUCAACGCCUUCUACGCACAUACCACAGCAUCCUCCGCCGUAUCGGCCAGCGAUCGUUUUGCCGCGUCAAAUUUCGGGAAAGAAAAAUUUGUGAAGCUUUUGGAUGGACUACAUACGUCGCUUCGUUUGGAACUACAGAUGUAUAGGAACAACUUUUUGGCGUCCACACCGGCGCGACUCCAGGACUUAAAAUCCACAGUCGACCUGUUGACCAGCAUCACUUUCUUCAGAAUGAAAGUGCAAGAAGUUCCGAGUCCGCCGCGCGCCGCCACUGUUGUAAAGGAAUGCGCGAAACAUUGCCUCCUUAACACGUACAAGAUGCUGUUUGACAACUGCAAUUUAGUUUAUCAGAAAGAGUAUCAGCCCGAUGGGACAGCUGGUGCCAGCGCAGAAGUGCCGGCUGAACAUGAAGGUCCUACUUUGACAAGCUUAGCAUUCUGGCACAACUUGAUUGCAAUUAUCGUAUCGGUCAUCGAAGAGGAUCAGAAAAGCUACGCGCCCGUACUUAAUCAGUUUCCCCAAGAAUUCAAUAUUGGUCAGCUGAGUGCUGCGGCCAUGUGGAAUUUCUUUGCUCUUGACAUGAAAAAUGCACUUGAAGAGCAUGCAGUACAUCGACUUUGCAAAAGCGCGGAAUAUAUGAAUUUGCAUUUCAAGAUCAAAUGGCUGUACAACAAAUACGUUGGCGACGUUCCGCCUUACAAAGACAGUGUUCCUGAAUACCCUCAAUGGUUUGAACCUUUCGUGAUGCAAUGGCUUGGGGAAAACGAAGACCUUUCGAUGGAGUAUCUGCGUAGCGCUUAUGAACGCGACAAGAGAGACUUGUUCCAACUUAGCUCCGAGCAUGCUAACUUCAGCAGUUCGGUAGUCGAUGUUUUCACCCAACUCAACCAAUGUUUCGACGUGAUUAAGAAGCUGGAGUGCCCGGAUCCGGAAAUCGUUAAGCAUUAUAUGGCGCGCUUUGCGAAGACAAUCAAUAAAGAAUUGCUUACGUAUGGUGACAUCGUCAAGAAAGAAUUUCCUCAGUUCAUCGGCAAUGAUCGAAUGGCCUGCACGGUUAUGAACAACAUUCAGCAACUGCGCGUCUUGUUGGAAAAAAUGUACGAAGCAAUGGGUGGGGACAAACUGGAUGCGGAAGCGAGCGAUAUCCUUAAGGAGUUGCAAAAUAAACUCCAUCUCGUCCUGGAUGAUUUGGGUGGUAUUUUCGCGCGCGGUCUGGAGCCUCGUGUGGCUAAGAGCGUUCAGGAAUUAUCCAAGCAGCUUGCCUCGGUUAAAGGGGAUAAACAACAGGCAUCAGGUGCCAGUUCACGAGUGACCGUGCAACAGGAAGCCGAUGUCAUCCUGCAUCCUCUCUUGGAAGUCGUUGAUAGCAGUCUGGGACAGUUCUUUGAAAUGUGUGAUAAGACCGUUUUGAAACGCUUGAUGAAGGAGCUAUGGAAGUUAACUAUGCAAGGACUUGAAAAAAUUGUAGUGUUACCACCAUUAAGCGAUUUCAAAAGUAUCCUGCCUACAGCGAAAGUGGAAGACAUGUCGCGGAUGAUUCUUAAUCACGUGGCUACCAGCAAAGGCAUUAAUUUACCUGGAGUAGUUGAGCAGCUGUCUAAAGAAAUGGAAAAGUCCCUGUCGCCGCGACAAUGUGCCGUAGUCGAUAUUGCUUUGGAUAAGAUCAAAGAUUUCUUCUACGCCGGUGGUCAAGGUUUAAAGCGGAGUUUCAUGGAGAAGAGUCCCGAAUUACAGUCGCUGCGAUAUGCUUUGUCCUUAUACACGCAGACCACCGACAGUUUGAUCAAGACCUUUAUCAAGACCCAAACAACCCAGGAUGCCCCCUGCCAAGAAGAAAACUUUGGGGAAGUCAAUAUCCAGGUCGAUCUGUUUACGCAUCCUGGUACCGGCGAACACAAAGUCACCGUCAAAGUGAUAUGCGCAAAUGAUCUCAAAUGGCCGUCCACCGGUUUCCGACCGUUUGUUGAAGUGUGCAUUGUGGGUCCGCAUUUGGCCGAUAAGAAGCGUAAAUUCGCUACGAAAUCGAAAACCAACACAUGGGCGCCGAAAUUUGCGGAGAGUUUCAUUUUUGUUCUGGGUAACGAAGAUGAGCCGGACGCGUAUGAACUGCACAUCUGUAAAGAUUACUGUUUCGCCCGUGACGACCGCUUAGUGGGCAUGGCCGUGCUGCAGCUGAAAGACAUCGUGGACAAAGGCAGCUGUACUUGCUGGUGUCCGUUGGCAAAACGCCUGCAGCUGAACGACACCGGCUGGACCAUCUUGCGCAUCCUGGCGCAGCGCAACAACGACGAAGUGGCCCGGGAGUUCGUUAAACUGAAGUCGGACACCCGCCAGGAAGCGGAUGGCCCCGCGGGGCCCGGCCAGAAUGCCCCGGCGCCCCAGGAUGCCCAGGCGGCGCCGUCCAAGCCCAAUCCGCAGCAGAAACCAUCCGGCAAGAAAUGAACGAAGACGACCCGAUGCACUGCGUUGAUGAUGCAGGUUUUAGAGCUUCCGGUUUAGAUCGUAUCUUUCAGUAUCCGUUGGUGGGGCAUUCCGCUCUUUGUAGUUUUUGAUUGAUGCACUGUUUCGAGUCUGUUUUUGUCGAGUUUGUCGUCAGAGACGGAUUCCAACUGGUCCGGUUGAUUCCUUUCCUCCAAAAGUUUCCUAUUUUUUAUUAUGUGAACAAAACUGUAUUGUACAGAGUUCUUUUAUGUGCCUUGCGGAUCAGAUUGGUUCCUAUGAAAG